This is a messenger RNA of Thalassophryne amazonica, 1774 nucleotides long. RefSeq names its product WT1 transcription factor b (gene wt1b). The transcript is spliced from 9 exons. Gene Ontology annotation, biological process: regulation of transcription by RNA polymerase II. NCBI's taxonomy places the organism in Eukaryota, Metazoa, Chordata, Actinopteri, Batrachoidiformes, Batrachoididae. The record is from RefSeq and is a predicted model, not a curated record. Gene Ontology annotation, molecular function: DNA-binding transcription factor activity, RNA polymerase II-specific; RNA polymerase II cis-regulatory region sequence-specific DNA binding. The coding region runs from base 324 to 1628 and encodes 434 amino acids. Gene Ontology annotation, cellular component: nucleus.
UCCAAUGAGUUUUGCAGUUUUUCAGCCUUCAGGACAGUAAGAAAAGCCAGACAUGACCGAGGUAGAAGGACCAGGCACUGUUACCCUCACAGAGUCCAGACAUCUUGAGGUUUGAUGGCAUAUUUUGGUCUUCAGUUCUCAUGAUGCUCAACAGUGAGGACAGAUAGCUCCUUAGUCUACCGUGACUUUCACGCUCAGUCUGUUGUUUCUUAAUUUUUUCCCUCCUUUUUGUUUAACUGUCGGGAGGUGAUUGCGGUACUGCUACUACAUUUCCGCUGGGAUAGCAUCUCUGUUUCCGUGCUCUGCUCUGAACCACCUCCUCCAUGCUGACGGAGCCGUGUGGAGCCAUGGGCUCAGACAUUCAAGAGCUCACCCUUCUACCUCCGGCGCCUCCCGUGCACACCUUAGCUGGCAGCGGCGGAGGUUGUGGUAUGUCUGUGGGCAGUGGCCAGUGGACUAAUCUGCUGGACCUCCACCCUGGCUCUCCGUACAGCUCCCUGCCCAGCCACCACUCCCUCAUCAAACAAGAACCAGGCUGGGGGAUCUCUGACGCCGUCGAGGACCCUCACUGUGGGCUUGGGGCCUUCACUGUGCACUUCUCUGGACAGUUUACAGGCUCGGGUCCCUGUCGGGUCGGAGCAUUUGGAGAGGCAACUGCAGGACAACCCACAGUGUUCCCCGGGGGGACCUACCUGCCCGGCUGCCUGGACAGUCCCCCAGCACCCAGGAACCAAAGUUAUGGAGCACUCACUUUGGACAACAACCCCACUUACGGACACACGCCAUCUCAUCUCAGUCCUCAGCUGUCCAGCCUGUCCUUCAAACACGAGGACUCAGUGUCCCCACCCAACAGCAUGGUUGACCAGCAGUUCAGCGCUCCUCCUCCCAUGUUCGGGUGCCACAGUGCCUCCGAGUCCUGUCCAAGCAGCCAAGCUCUACUGCUGAGAAACUACAACAGUGACAACCUGUACCAAAUGGCAUCUCAGCUGGACUGCGUAACAUGGAACCAAAUGAACAGCCUGACAUCGUCCAUGAAGAACAGUGUCUCUGGGACCAGCUACGACAGUGACCCAGCUCCUCCUGCUCCUGCUCCUGCUCCUGCUCCUCCUCCUGUGCUCCUCAGCUGCAGUGCACAGUACCACAUACACACACACGGGGUCUUCAGAGGGCUUCAGGACGUCCGAUCGCUGCCUAACGUUGCGUCUCCAGUUGUGAAGUCAUCAGAGAGCGGUAAGAAGCGCCCGUUUGUGUGCGCUUAUCCCGGCUGCAGCAAGAGAUACUGCAAACUGUCACAUCUGCAGAUGCACGGCCGCAAACACACCGGAGAGAAGCCUUAUCAGUGUGAUUUCACCGAAUGUGGCCACAGUUUCUCACGUUCGGACCAGUUAAAGAGACAUCAGCGCAGACACACAGGAGUGAAGCCUUUUCAGUGUGAGACGUGUCAAAGAAAAUUUUCACGGUCAGAUCAUCUUAAGACACACACACGGACUCAUACAGGUAAAACAAGUGAAAAGCCUUUUACCUGCCACUGGUCCAACUGUCAGAAAAAGUUUGCCCGCUCCGACGAGUUGGCGCGCCACCACAGCAUGCACCAGAGGAAUCUAACCAGGCUGCAGCCUGUCGUCUGAGCAGGGAGAACAGGAUGAGGACAAAGACGUAGGGGACAGUACGGUCUGCCAGCUGGUACAGAAAGACACUGGAGUCUGGUCAGCGGUUAUGGUGGCUUGUCAGACUUGUUGCAGUGGUGAGCAUCACACGUUUCCCUCAGCUGAUG